AUGGCACAGAGAGUGAAAUCGGCUGCAGAGCGCGCUCUUAGCAUAGUUGAGAAAUCUUCUAGAGUACGGAUACAAGAUCUGCGUGACAACGUGGGCGCUAGAACGUCUGGACGGCAAGUGAACAAAAGAGCUAAUCAGGCAGGUCAUACCCGUGGUGCUUUGCAACACGCUGCAAAACCACCCCUCGGGUGGAUUUGGGGGGAUUUUUUCCAUCCAUGGCACAGACGAUUUCCUGGUGAGGAACACUUCAACGCUGACGUAAACGUCAGAAGAGAAUACAUCCCACUGUCCUUGAUAGAACUAUCUCGCCUCAUCGACUUAGGAUGGGUAGAUCCAUCUCGUCCGAUAGACGUGGCAGCUUUAUGUGCGACGCGGAAAUUCAACAUUAAACCGAAACUCCGGCAAUGUGGAUUCGACUUAACGGCCGAGGGUGCUGAUGUGUUCACCUAUAAAGUUGACAUCGAAGUGCAGUAUGCAUCACAGACAGCUAUUUCUGCUGUAGAAAGAGCUGGUGGAAGGAUAAGAGUUGCUUAUUAUGAUCCAGAUUCGUUACAGGCAGCUGUAGAUCCUCGAGCUUGGUUUAAAUCCGGAACUCCUGUGCCGGCACGUAAGGCUCCUCCUCCAUCUCUUUUGGAAUAUUACACUAGUGCAUUUAAUCGCGGGUACUUGGCGGAAGCAGCAGAACUAGUGAAUGCUAGGCAACGACUAGGGCUUGUUAUGGGAUACAAAUUAGCUGAUGAGGAAGUACAACUUGAAGAUAAAGGACCUACACAGGUGUUUUAUGGAAUCCCGCCAGGAGCAGUUGUCUCUCUCGCAGAUAAGAAAGUAUUCGUGCCAACGAAUCCCGUGGUUAAAAAUUACUACCAAAAAAGUUUUGUAGCUGACAAACAAUACCCAUGA
Necator americanus (New World hookworm) is the source of this 900-nucleotide messenger RNA. RefSeq lists its product as uncharacterized. The record is from RefSeq and is a predicted model, not a curated record. Gene Ontology annotation, molecular function: structural constituent of ribosome. The transcript has 7 exons. Gene Ontology annotation, cellular component: mitochondrial large ribosomal subunit. The coding region runs from base 1 to 900 and encodes 299 amino acids. Gene Ontology annotation, biological process: translation. NCBI's taxonomy places the organism in Eukaryota, Metazoa, Nematoda, Chromadorea, Rhabditida, Ancylostomatidae.